Molecule: messenger RNA, 3294 nt
Organism: Carassius carassius (crucian carp)
Lineage: Eukaryota; Metazoa; Chordata; Actinopteri; Cypriniformes; Cyprinidae
Product: NACHT, LRR and PYD domains-containing protein 12-like
Exons: 11
Coding region: 1-3294 (1097 amino acids)
Molecular function (GO): protein binding
Source: RefSeq, a predicted model, not a curated record
AUGUCAGAGAAGAGAGGAAAGAUGAGUCUCUCACAGAAACAGAGUGUAAGAUCAGGCUCACAUGUGUCCAGCUCUGUGUCUGUGAAGAGUGACUGGUCAAAGGCUGAUCCACUAAACUUCAGUGAAGAAACAUCACGAACCAAACGGCUUCAGUAUGAAACAUUAGAUCCAGAUUUACAGUCUCACAGGAACCACAAGAAUUAUACAGACAGUCUCCUGCAGAUCUUCCAGGAUCUUGAGAGCAAAAUAAUGACAUUUCUAAAGAAAGAACUGGAAAAGUUUAAGAAAAUAUUACAAAAAGAGGACUUGCAGUACUUUGUGAAGGACUUUAAUGAGAACAGAUGCAGUAUGAAAGAAUCAGCUCUUGAUCUCACGCUCUACUUCCUGAGAGAGAUGAAGCAAGAUGAAGCUGCUGAUACUCUAGAAGAUGAGCUGUUCUUCAUUCACCAGCUAAAGUGUAGCCUAAAGAAGAAGUAUCAAUGUGUGUUUGAAGGAAUUGCAAAGCAAGGAGACUCUACACUUCUGAAGAACAUCUACACAGAUCUCUAUAUCACUCAGGGUUGUAGUGAACAGGUCAAUACUGAACAUGAGAUGAGACAGAUUGAAGUUGCUUCCAGACGUCAUGAAUCACAGGAGAUACAGGUUGAGUGCAAACAUUUGUUUGAAGCACCUGAACAAGACAAGCAGAUCAGAACUGUACUGACAAAAGGAGUUGCUGGCAUCGGAAAAUCAGACUCUGUGCAGAAGUUUGUUCUGGAUUGGGCCGAAGGAAAAGAAAAUCAAGAUAUCAGCUUCAUAUUUCCUCUUCCAUUUAGAGAGAUGAACUUAAAGGAGCAAGAAAAACUAAGUUUGAUGGACCUUAUAACUCAGUUUUUCCCAGAGACAGAAGGACUGAACCUUACGAGAAGAAAUCAAUUCAAAGUCUUGUUCAUUCUUGAUGGAUUGGAUGAAUGUCGUCUUCCUGUAAACUUUAAGGAUAAUGAGACGUGGUCUGAUGUUUCAUCACCAGUCUCUCUGGAUGUUCUCCUGACGAACCUCAUCAAGGGAAAUCUGCUUCCUUCUGCUCUCAUCUGGAUCACCAGCAGACCAGCAGCUGCCAGUAAGAUUCCUCCUGACUGUAUCGACCGGCUGACAGAGAUACGAGGAUUCAAUGAUGCACAAAAGGAGGAGUACUUCAGAAAAAGAUUCACGGAUGAGAAUCAGGCCAAAGAAAUCAUUGAUCAUGUUAAACAAUCAAAGAGUCUCUUUAUCAUGUGCCACAUCCCAGUCUUCUGCUGGAUUUCAGCCACUGUUCUCCAGAACAUUUUAGAGGAGAAAAGAAAUAAUGUUGUGAAAAACAAUCAGACUGAUGAUGCCUCCAAAACACUGCAGGAGUCAAAUACUGAAGACACUCCUAAGACUCUGACACAAAUGUACACACACUUCCUCAGAUUUCAGAUCCAGCAGAGCAGACGAAAGUAUGAUGGAGAACAUACAGCAGAUGUUUCCUGGGAUAAAGAUGCCAUCUUUUCACUGGGGAAACUGGCAUUUGAUCAGCUGGGAAGAAACCAUGUGAUCUUCUAUGACACAGAUCUGGAAGCCUGUGGUAUUGACGUCUAUAAGGCAUCAGUGUACUCAGGCAUGUGUACCCAGAUCUUUAAGGAGGAAACAGGGAUCACUCUUGGUACCAUGUACUGCUUCGUUCACUUGAGCAUUCAAGAGUUUAUUGCAGCCCUUUAUGCACAUCUGUUUCUAGACAUGAACAAGAAAUAUGUGUUUGAUCAAGACUCUGCAGAACAGGAAAACAAAAGUAAAACCAUGAUUGAUUUGCUCAAGACUGCAGUGGACAAGGCACUAGAGAGUGAUAAUGGACACCUGGAUCUUUUUCUUCGCUUCCUCCUUGGUUUGUCACUCCAGUCCAAUCAGAGACUCUUACAGGGUCUGUUGACCCAUGAAGAAAACAAUGAGCAGAGCAAAAAGGAAAUAGUUCAGUACAUCAAACAGAAAUUGGAGUCUAAUCUGUCUCCAGAGAGAUCCAUCAAUCUGUUCUACUGUCUGAAUGAACUGAACGACCAAACUCUGGUGAAAGACAUUCAGACCCACCUUAGCAAAAGAAGUCUCUCAUCUGCUGAUCUUUCACCUGCCCAGUGGUCUGCUUUGGUCUUUGUGUUGUUGACAUCAGAGGAGGAGCUGGAGGAGUUUGAGCUUCAGAAAUUCAAGAAAUCAGACGAGUGUCUCAUUAGAUUAUCAGCAGUCAUCAAAACCUGCAAAAGAGCUCUGUUAAAUGAUUGUGGCUUAACAGACAAAAGCUGUCCAGCUCUGGCUUCAGUUCUUGGAUCAGAUACCAAUCUGAAAGAGCUGAACAUGAACAAUAAUAAUCUUCAGGAUUAUGGAGUUAAGAUGCUCUGCACUGGAUUGAAUAAUAUUAAUUGCAAAUUAGAGAUACUGAGACUUUCAGACUGCAGUAUCAGUGAAGAAGGUUAUAAAGCUCUGUCUUUAGCUCUGAGAUCAAACCCUUCACACCUGAUAGAGCUGGAUCUCACAGGAAAUGAUCCUGGAGAAUCAGGAGUGAAGCUGCUCCGUGAUUUACUACAGGAUCCAAACUGUCAACUCAAGACACUGAGUCUGCGUGAAUGCAGUAUUACAGAGAAACAGUGUCUCAUCCUGACUUCAGCUCUGAAAUCAAACCCAUCACACCUGAGAGAACUGGACCUGAGCUGGAAUGAACUACUAGGAGACUCUGGAGUGAAACACCUCAGUGAUCUACUGAUGAACACACAAUUCAAGCUGGAGAAACUAGAUCUGUGUGGAUGCAGUAUUACAGAGAAACAGUGUCUCAUCCUGACUUCAGCUCUGAAAUCAAACCCAUCACACCUGAGAGAAUUGAACCUGAGCUGGAAUGAACUACUAGGAGACUCUGGAGUGAAACACCUCAGUGAUCUACUGAUGAACACACAAUUCAAGCUGGAGAAACUACAUCUGUGUGAAUGCAGUAUUACAGAGGAACAGUGUCUCAUCCUGACUUCAGCUCUGAAAUCAAACCCAUCACACCUGAGAGAACUGAACCUGAGCUGGAAUGAACUACUAGGAGACUCUGGAGUGAAACACCUCAGUGAUCUACUGAUGAACACACAAUUCAAGCUGGAGAAACUUCAUGACUGUGGCAUUACAGAUGUUUCUUCUUUAACUCAGUCUUUGACAAACACAAAAGCUCUGCAGUUUCUAAAAGAGCUUGAUCUGAGAGGUAAUGAGAUUGGAGACUCAAAGCAGAAGCUCAUUGAUGUGCUAAGAGACUCAAACUGUAAACUGAUGUGA